GCGGAUCCGGUGGUCUCGGUCGCGCGAUCGUCCAAGGUUUGAAAGAUGAUGGGAGGUAUACAACCCUGAUCUUGGCGCGAAAGGCCAACGAGGAACUCGAGAAGGAAACCGGAGCCCGCGUCCUCGCAGCCGACUAUUCCAGCGUCGAGGCGCUUAUCAAACUCUUCGAAGAGAACAACAUCGACACUGUGAUAUGUGUGGCUUCUUGGCACAACGUAGAGGGAAUGUUCAAUCUCAUCAAAGCGGCGGAUAUCUCGAGGGCAACCCGGCGGUACAUUACCAACAAUUGGAGCGGAGUCAAUUACCAGCUCCAAAAACACGGCAACAUCAACCCCCUUCUCACUGCGAAGUUACAGCAAGCAGAGGAGCUGAAGAAGACGACCUUGGAAUGGACGGACAUCGUCAACGGCAUCUUCCUCGAUUAUUACGCCCCCGGGGUUACCACACAUGUGCGGCGCUUUCCCCUCAUUGUGGAUGUCGACCAUGAUGUUGCCGUCAUCCCAGGCGAUGGGGAGAUGACACAGUUCUUCACGCACACCACCGAUAUUGGGAAGUACAUCGCUGCUUUGCUCAGUCUGGAGAAAUGGGAGUGCAAGUAUUACAUCAAGGGCGACGCGUUGACGUGGAAUCGACUACUGGCAUUGGCUGAGCGCGCCAAAGGCGUCAAGUUUGACGUCACAUAUGACAGUGCGGAGAAGAUCGAGAAGGGUGAGGUGACACUGGUUCGAGCUCACGUAGAGAUCCUGAGCAAGGUUGGGAUGGAUGAAGCUAUGCUUAAGAAAUUCAUGGAGACCGUCUUUAAGGCACUGAUUGAGGGAAGAGGGGACUUCGGGCCCGGGAGUUAUCUCAAUGAGAUCUUUCCGGAGAUCGUCCCGCUGAAGACGGAGGAGGCACUUCAGCAGUCCUUCUCGAAAUAGGAGUUAUGCAGUACCUGUGUCUGGACUGGGUUUGGGGAGUGAGAGGAGUGACAAGCAGUUCGCUUGGAGGGGUUA
This is a messenger RNA of Westerdykella ornata, 992 nucleotides long. RefSeq lists its product as uncharacterized. NCBI's taxonomy places the organism in Eukaryota, Fungi, Ascomycota, Dothideomycetes, Pleosporales, Sporormiaceae. The transcript is spliced from 3 exons. The record is from RefSeq and is a predicted model, not a curated record. The coding region runs from base 225 to 917 and encodes 230 amino acids.